AUGUCCCUCCCGGCAAGAGCCGCCGCUCGGCGCCUGGUGGUCGCUCAAAGGGUCGUCCUACUUACUGCCACUGUCACUGCAAGGUUGAGCAGGAACGCUUCGUCAACUACAACACAAGCCACGUCCCCCAGCAACGGCGCCCCAAGCCCCAUCGUACGAAAGCCUCUCUUCGACAAAAUCCUGAUCGCCAACCGCGGUGAAAUCGCAUGCCGUAUCGUCCGCACGGCUCGCAAACUCGGAGUCAAAACCGUUGCCGUCUACUCCGAAGCAGACCGCAACUCCAUGCACGUGCAGAUGGCCGACGAGGCAUUCUGCAUCGGUCCUGCCCCGUCGGCGGAUAGUUACCUACGCAUGGAUAAGAUCAUCGAGGUUGCGAAACAGACCGGCGCGCAGGCUAUUCACCCUGGUUAUGGGUUCUUGUCGGAGAAUGCUGGGUUUGCUGAGAAGGUCACGAAUGCGGGGUUGACCUUCAUCGGGCCACCUGUGCAAGCUAUCGUUGAUAUGGGUUCGAAGAGCGCCUCUAAGAUUAUCAUGGAGAACGCAAAAGUGCCCUGCGUGCCGGGAUACCACGGCACGGACCAAGCCCCCGAGAAGCUGAAGACGGAGGCCAAACGCAUUGGCUACCCGGUACUUAUCAAGGCCAUCAAAGGCGGAGGUGGCAAGGGUAUGCGUAUUGUGGACAAGGAGGAGGAUUUCCAGGAAAUGCUGGACAGCGCCAAGCGGGAAUCCAUGAAGUCUUUCGGAGACGAUGCCGUCUUGGUCGAGAAGUACCUCGUCCGGCCCCGUCACGUCGAGGUCCAGGUCUUUGCCGAUACUCAGGGCAACGCGGUGUAUCUUUUCGAGCGGGACUGCAGUGUGCAGCGUCGUCAUCAGAAAGUGUUGGAAGAGGCACCUGCUCCUGGGCUUACGCCAGAGCUUCGUCGCUCGCUUGGAGAGAAGGCUGUGGCCGCUGCCAAGGCUGUGAACUACGUUGGGGCUGGAACCGUCGAAUUCAUUCUCGACACCGACGACCAAAAGUUUUACUUUAUGGAGAUGAACACCAGGCUUCAGGUCGAACAUCCCGUGACCGAGAUGGUCACCAACACCGAUCUCGUGGAAUGGCAGCUCGAGGUCGCGGCCGGUAACCUGCUGCCCAAGUUCCAGGAAGAUCUUGAACUCGUCGGUCAUGCGUUCGAGGCGCGCAUUUACGCUGAGAACCCGAACAAGGGGUUCUUGCCUGACACGGGUCGUCUUACUUUCAUGAAGACGCCGGAGGAGUCGGAGAGGUUGCGGGUUGAGACAGGUGUUAGGAUGGGCGAUGAAGUUAGUGUUCAUUACGAUCCUAUGAUCUCGAAGCUGGUCGUUAGUGGACGGAACCGUGACGAGGCUUUGAAGUCCCUGAGGACCGCCCUGGAGCAGUUUCACGUCUCCGGGCUCCACACAAACAUCGAUUUCCUGAAAUCCCUAGCCACUCACCCCUCCUUCAUCGCCGCCGACGUCGAGACGGGCUUCAUCCCAAAACACGAGAAGGAUCUUUUCCCUGUUGCCGCUGCAACCCCGCACGACAUCCUUGCCCACGCCGCUUUGGGAUCCCUUUUACAACAAGACAUCAAGAAACUCGCCGUCUCACCCGCCCUUGCCCCGCCAGCAAUCGCGCCGUUUGCCGACCCUUGGGGCGCUCUGACUGGUUUGAGGUUGAACCAUGAACUCACGCGUGUCGUGAAACUGAUUGACGCGCAAGGGAAGGAUGUCACGGUCCAUAUCACGGAAGUGAAAAGCGGAGCAAGUGGCAAGGUGUUUGAUCUCACCGUUGUGGACUCGAACGGCGAGAAACGCGAUUUCAAGAACGUCCAAAUCUUGGAGAACUCGUCCCGCGAUGCGUCCUCGUCUGCGUCCUCGGCGUCGAAAGAUACACCCACCAUUCAGCACUUGCGUCUGGAACUCGAGAGCAAGACGCAAACACCCACGGUCCUGAUCCACACCCCGUCGACGAUCCAUAUCCACACGCCCACCAACGGCAAACACACCGUCACGCUCCCACCCACCGCGGCGGAGCUCGCCGCAGCCGGUGCAGCGGGCGGUGCGGGCGGGUCAGCGUCAGCGCUCAUCAAAGCGCCUAUGCCGUGCAAGAUCUCGCAGCUGAACGUCAAGAAGGGCGACAGCGUGAAGAAGGGACAGGUUGUGGUUGUGUUGGAGGCGAUGAAGAUGGAGCAUGUUGUGAGGGCUGCGAUGGACGGGGUUGUGGGGAGGGUGCAUGUGAGUGUUGGGGAUGUUGUGCCGGAGGCGAGUGUGUUGGUGAGGUUUGAGGAGAAGGAGGAGAAGAAAGAGUAG
This is a messenger RNA of Fimicolochytrium jonesii, 2310 nucleotides long. RefSeq names its product carbamoyl-phosphate synthase L chain, ATP binding domain-containing protein. Gene Ontology annotation, molecular function: metal ion binding; methylcrotonoyl-CoA carboxylase activity; ATP binding. The transcript is spliced from 3 exons. The coding region runs from base 1 to 2310 and encodes 769 amino acids. The record is from RefSeq and is a predicted model, not a curated record. Lineage: Eukaryota; Fungi; Chytridiomycota; Chytridiomycetes; Spizellomycetales; Powellomycetaceae. Gene Ontology annotation, cellular component: mitochondrion.